UUGCAGUAAAACUUAGGCUGGCGUUGUAUAUUGUUGUGUAAAGGAUAUAGGGAUUGGUAAAUAUAAACUUAAUGUAGCCAGGUAUAUUUAUGUUACGUAUAUUUAAACAAACAUUAGAGAUUUACGGUGGGAAAGAUUAUAGUUUGCGCGGCUAUAGUUUUUGGAAAUAAAAACUUUGAAUGUUAUUUUAUCUAAAUUGAGUAAAUUAACCAAUAACAAUAAAUGUAAUACUCAUAAAACAAUUUGAUAAGAUGUGUAUUGAGACUUACACAGUAAAAAAAUUUAAAUUUUGUCUUUCUAUAUUACCUUUAUUGUCCCAACAUUUGUGUUGUUGCCGUUUAAAUUUAAUCCAUGUUUUGUAAAAUAUGUUCCUUUAUAGUUUUCUUCAGGUGUUUUUGUAAUUAUUCCCUAAAGUUCAUUUAAAAUGUUUGAAGCACGUCUUGUCCAAGGAAGUCUGCUAAAAAAAGUCCAAGAAGCGUUGAAAGAUAUCGUGAACGAGGCGUCAUGGGAUUGCACGUCAUCUGGAUUGAGCUUGCAAGCCAUGGACAGCUCCCACGUCUCCCUUGUGCAACUUACUCUGCGCGCUGACGGCUUCGAGAAAUACCGAUGCGACCGAAACCUCGCCAUGGGCAUCAACAUGACAAGCAUGUCGAAGAUUUUGCGAUGCGCUGGAAAUGAAGACGUGAUCACUCUUAGAGCGGAUGACACCGCUGAUCUGCUGGAAAUGGUCUUCGAAUCCCCGAAGGGUGAAAAAAUUUCCAACUAUGACAUGAAGCUGAUGGACAUAGACUGUGAGCAGCUUGGGAUUCCUGACCAGGAGUAUAGCUGUACCAUCAAGAUGCCUUCUCAUGAGUUUGCAAGGAUUUGCCGUGAUUUGAGUCAAAUUGGUGAGUGCGUCAUCAUCACAUGCACUAAGGACGGGGUUCAAUUCUCAGCCAAGGGAGAUCUUGGAAGCGGUACGAUCAAGCUUUCGCAAAACAGCGCAGCAGAAAAAGAAGAUGACCAAGUCACGAUCGAGAUGACCGAGCCAGUUCAACUAACCUUUGCGAUCAAGUAUCUCAACCUUUUCACCAAAGCUACUCCUCUUUCUGGUGCCGUAUGUCUCUCAAUGUCCAACGACAUCCCUCUUGUGGUAGAGUACAAGAUAGAGGACAUGGGACACAUCAAGUACUUCCUUGCUCCAAAGAUCGAAGAUGAAGAGGAGGCAGAAUAAACUCCAACUAAACACACGACUCUCACUGCCUUUUGUCAGCUUUUAGUUCAACACAUCAUGAACUCUCUAUAUGCCUUCACACAACUGUACAUUAAGCAAAACGUGCUAAAUUUUAAAUCAAACUUGUUAUUUUUUCCUCACAACUGCUGGUAUUUAGCUUAGUUGUGUUGCUGUUGUAUUACCAGUAAUACUAUAACACCUACUUGUUAGUAUGGAUUGCUUUUGAGUACAUUUUCAAUGCUAGACAUAGUUCUAAUGUAAACUAAUUGCUUAUAUUUUGAACAUAUUGUUAAAUUUCCACCUUGUAAAGUUUCUGGGCUGUUGGUAACAUUUCUAG
Ciona intestinalis (vase tunicate) is the source of this 1550-nucleotide messenger RNA. RefSeq names its product proliferating cell nuclear antigen-like. NCBI's taxonomy places the organism in Eukaryota, Metazoa, Chordata, Ascidiacea, Phlebobranchia, Cionidae. Gene Ontology annotation, cellular component: PCNA complex. The record is from RefSeq and is a predicted model, not a curated record. Gene Ontology annotation, molecular function: DNA polymerase processivity factor activity; DNA binding. Gene Ontology annotation, biological process: leading strand elongation; mismatch repair; regulation of DNA replication.